AUGACGAAUGCCAAGACUCAAUCUACUAAGAAGAAGAAGAAGAAGAAGAAGAAGAAGAAGAAGAAGAAGAGCGAGGCAUCAAGUAAAGCUGGGGUGUCAUCAGAGUCCAAGCGUUCCAAGGCCGCAAGGAGGUUCCAUAAUCAGGAUGUCAGGGACCACCUCAGCGGCUCAGCAACGUUCUGGUUUCUUCUAGAGUUCCUCUUGCCAAUGGCAUCAAGAAGGAGCAGUGAAAAGCUUAUUUUCGAAGGAAAGGUGACUGUUAAUGGGUCUGUGUGCAACAACCCACAUGCUAAAGUCAACCUUGCAACGGAUGUAAUUUAUGUUAAUGGAAAGUGCCUUCCUAAGAAAUUGCCUCCCAAGGUUUACUUUGCCAUGAACAACCAAAAGGGGCUAGAUCAUUGUAGGAACACAUGCUCAUCUGGGGAGAAAGAGACAAAAUUGGUAGUGUCUUUAUUUGAUGAUUAUGUGAAAAGCUGGGAUAAGUGGAAUCCUGAACAACCAAAACCAAGAUUGUUCACUAUUGGACAUCUUAAUGUGGCAACAACUGGUUUGAUAAUUGUGACUAAUGAUGGUUUGUACACUGCUGGGAAUUUGCUCAGAAACUUUAACAUCCUUCUUUUAAAUUAUCAAAGGAGUAAGGUUCAUUUAUUCUUCUCACAACUACAAGGUUGUUGCAUGUGA
Messenger RNA from Thlaspi arvense, 681 nucleotides. Lineage: Eukaryota; Viridiplantae; Streptophyta; Magnoliopsida; Brassicales; Brassicaceae. The record is from the annotation of a GenBank genome assembly.